AUGGAUCACAACGAGAGCAGGAUUAGCAAAAUGGAUGCUCUGCUGUUCGCGUUGUCGUUCGAGGUUGUUUUACUGCAAAUGAGGAUUUUAGAGGGCAGUAGUAAAUUACGAAUCCGAGAAUGGCGUCCUACGACCAAGAUUGAAAGGCUACAGUAUGCUAAGUUAAGAGAGGACCGAGAUUUGGUAGAGGACGUAAUUCGGGAAACCCUUAUACAAGUUAUAGAGUCUGGAAGAUGGGAUGCAAUCAAAAAGACAAUCGAAGUUCUAAAAGAAAAAGACAGUGACCUGGUGGCGCUGAAGCAUUCUAACGAGAAACUUAAAAUGACCGAAGAAGGGAUUCAGCUAGAAUUGGAACUAAAAAGAAACCAAUGGAACAAGGAUCUACGAGAUGCUGAUUGUAAAGUAGCUGUUCUUCGAGACAAAAUGAGUGAACGUGAGGAAUGUUUGGAAUAUUGGCGCCAACGUUAUGAUACCGAUACAGUGGCAAUGACUAUCACAGUUCAAAAGAAAUGUGAAGAACUAAAACUUGCAACUGUUAAGCGCAUGGAGUUACAGAAGUUGUACGACUUGCAUGAAGGUGAAAUGCGUGGUUGGCUGAAUUUUAAACGAGAGCGUGCCGCUCGCCUAGCACGAGAAGAACAUCAACGGCUAUCCGCUAUACGUAUACAAGCUUGGUGGCGAGGUGUCCUAGUGCGAAAGGCUCUUGGACAAUUCAAGUAUCUACGACAGACAAAAAAACAACCCGGAAAGGGCAAAAAGAAAUAA
Arctia plantaginis is the source of this 765-nucleotide messenger RNA. The record is from the annotation of a GenBank genome assembly. Lineage: Eukaryota; Metazoa; Arthropoda; Insecta; Lepidoptera; Erebidae.